Molecule: messenger RNA, 1589 nt
Organism: Phoenix dactylifera (date palm)
Lineage: Eukaryota; Viridiplantae; Streptophyta; Magnoliopsida; Arecales; Arecaceae
Product: GPI-anchored protein LLG1
Source: RefSeq, a predicted model, not a curated record
ACGCGUCUUUAAAUAUACCAAUGAUCUAAUAAAUGAGUACGGUACGUUCGUCCUCUGAUGGCGUUACGUGGCUCGGUACCACUUCCUGAUGCUCCACGCGGCUAUCCUACCAACCCCAGCCUAUACGUCUGACAGUCGAACGCGCGAAUAUGAGACCGGCUGAUAUUUCGGCGGCUCACGGGCUCGAGCGAGUGGUGGUUUCCGGCGCGCUCGCCGGAGGCGAAGAUCCAAAAAAUCCACGGCCUCCAUUAAAGGCUUUAAGAUGGCUUCACAGAUCCGGUGGCCUCCAUGAAUGACCUGAAACAUGGCGCGGAUGUCGUCGCCGAGGAAGGAGAAGGGGGAGGGGGAUUGAAGGGAAGUGACGGAUUUGAGGAUGUUGGAAACCAAUGUAUCAAUCAUCGUCGACGACGAAGAGGCCGGCAGGAACGAGGAAGGAGGGAGCCUCGAAUUGGCACACACGUGGCACCCCUUAACAUUACUUGAGGAAAGGAGACCCUGCUCCCGGCGCACCUCUCUAAUCUCUCAUUCUCUUUCGCCACGAUGCUUCUUUGGAAAAAAAAAAAAAGAUAGGGAAAUUUAUGACCGGAUUGUACUCCUUUCUGUAUAAUUUCAAGGCUUGUUUUAUUUUUAGCUUUUAUUAUUGGGCAGACGUGAAAAAACGGUCAUGAAUGCAUUUAAGCUGAGUUGACUCGUUCCGUUUAUGCCGGCGCUUGCUCGUUUCCCCUCCUCUUCUCCUCCGCUUUCUCCUCCCACCCUCUCAUCCCCUUUGGUUACGAGAUUGCAAGUAGAGGGGGAUGAGAAACUUUUAGAAUGGUACAAAAAGUUUCUUGCUUUUUGAUUUUUAUUUUUUCUUUCAAUCUUUAGAUAGAUUGGCGGCCAAGAGAGAUGGCCUCAAACCAGAGCAUCUUGGUGCCAGUGGUUAUGUUCCACCUCUUGGCUGUAUUCUCUACCGUCACCGCCAUUGCAGGGGAUGUGCUCCAAUCUCACGGAACCACCGGCCGCAAUCUCUUGCAGGCCAAAAAGAAAUGCGAGAUAGACUUCGAGUCUAUGAACUACACUGUCAUCACGAGCCAAUGCAAGGGACCGCAGUACGACGCCAAACUCUGCUGCUCGGCUUUGAAGGAAUUUGCAUGCCCGCAUGCAGAGUCUUUGAAUGAUCUCAACAGUGACUGCGCAUCAACCAUGUUCAGCUACAUAAACCUCUACGGGAAGUACCCGCCAGGCUUGUUCGCCCAUGAAUGCAGAGAAGGGAAGGAAGGGCUUGUCUGCCUCGCGGAGCCUCCGAAGUCUGAUGAUGCUAAUCACAUCGGCCAGGGCUUCUUUCAUCUCAUACUCCUCGUAUCCGGGUUGUUCUUAGCCUUCCUCUUCAACUGAAUGCUUUCUGGCAGCUGCAAGCGGCUGCAAUGUUGUUAAUCGAUGAUAGGCGAUAUGUAUUCGAAGUAAAUGGUUUGGUGGUGAAGCAUAUCCUCGCAUUCCUCCAAAGAUCAUUCUGUGUCUGCCGGAGUCUGUAUUGAUAUUAACUUUUAUGUCGACUCUCAGUGAAAUGUGAUUUUUCAAAUAUUUAUGCGACAUGGCGUAUUUCCAGUGUA